AUGGCAAAGGCAUCCCGUAAAGCUCGUUCAAAACCAAAAGUUGAUCAAGAAACUGAUUCAGAUGAGCCAAGAAUCUUAGUAAUUAGGAGAGGGAUAGUAAGCAAUGAGGUUAAGCAACUAGCCCAUAACCUUAGACUUGUUCUAUCUCCAAACUGUGCUGUAAACUUAAAGGAGGGUUCCAAACAGAAAUUAAGAGAUUUUACCACCGUGGCCGAUGUUCUUUCAUUGACUCACCUCAUGGUAUUAACUCAGAGUGAAAAUGGGUUAUACUUGAAACUAGCAGCGUUGCCUAAAGGUCCAACUAUAACUUUUUCAAUCGAAGACUUCUCUUUGAUGUCUGAUAUUUCGAAACAAGUGAAGAAUCCUCAGUCUUUUGGAACAUCAAUGUUUUCACCUCUUUUGGUUUUAAAUGGGUUUUCUAAAACCAACAAAAAUUUAAAGGUAAAAUCUACCUCUGAUGCAUCAAACUUUGAUCUCUCGUCUGAAAUAGCAUCUGCCUUAAAUUCAAUCUUUUCUCCUAUAGAUUUAUACACUAUAAAGAUACAAAAUUGCCGAAGAGCUGUUUUGUUUCAUAAGGACAAGGAUUCUGAUACAAUUGUUUUGAGACAUUAUUCCAUAAAUUUAGUUGAUUGCCACACAGCAUCUGCUGUGCAAGAUCUCAUGAACAGGAAAUCAAUGAAGCAUAUUCUCAGUGAUGAUAAGGAUUUUCAAGACAUUAUGAAUGAUGGACUGUUGCCCAAUUUGAACGAUGAAGAUCUUUACUUUCGUCUAGACAGUGAAACAGAUGAGAUAAUUGAGUUUAAUAACUCAUCACCAUUGGAUAUUAUACACAGACAUAAAUAUGGUAUAAACUACUCAGAAAAUUCUGAAUCCGGCACACUAAAGGCUAAAAUAGCAAUAAGACUAUCGGAAAUCGGUCCUAGACUAAAUCUUCUGCCAAUAAAAGUACAAGAUGGUGUCUUUUGUGGGCAAGUGAAAUAUCACAGGUUCAUCACGAAGACUCCCGAAGAAUUAGAACUAAACAAGAAACUGGAACCUGAAAUCAUAAAAAAGAGGAAGUUGGAGUCCGACAAAAUUGAGAAAAUCUUCCAAAAAUAUCAGAAGAGCAUAAAUGACUCCUCUAAGGAUACUAAAAAAAACACCCACGAUGAACAAUUAUCAUCUGAAAAUGAAUAG
Theileria equi strain WA is the source of this 1176-nucleotide messenger RNA. RefSeq lists its product as hypothetical. Bases 1 to 1176 code for a protein of 391 amino acids. Gene Ontology annotation, biological process: rRNA processing; ribosomal large subunit assembly. Gene Ontology annotation, cellular component: preribosome, large subunit precursor. The transcript has 3 exons. Gene Ontology annotation, molecular function: rRNA binding. NCBI's taxonomy places the organism in Eukaryota, Apicomplexa, Aconoidasida, Piroplasmida, Theileriidae. The record is from RefSeq and is a predicted model, not a curated record.